Messenger RNA from Electrophorus electricus (electric eel), 3937 nucleotides. It is a transcript of the gene entrep3, whose product is annotated as family with sequence similarity 189 member B. Gene Ontology annotation, cellular component: membrane. The record is from RefSeq and is a predicted model, not a curated record. Lineage: Eukaryota; Metazoa; Chordata; Actinopteri; Gymnotiformes; Gymnotidae.
AUUGAGCUGCACGGAUUUCCGUGGAGUGACGCGCCGUUCCGCGUGUGCGGUGCUCCUGCACAAGAGACCAACGGAAGCGCCUUGGGUGAUGAUAACGGAUAGACGGAGGCGGAGGGACGAGGAACGCAGAGAUGGCUAAGGAGCGAGAUGUGUGCACGCACAUUUGAGUGUGAAUGGCGGCGAUGACGUAUGAAUCCGGACAGGACUCCGCGUGACUGCGGGAGGAGUGGGGAAAUAAAGCGUUGAAGGAAAUGCCAAUAAAUCCGAUCCGCGUGCAUCAUUCAAAACCGAAAGACUGUGUUGUUGAGCAGUAGUUAGUGCGUGUUUUGUGUUUGUGUGGGGUUUUUUUCCGCAUCAUUUCCAGAUCCGGAGAUAUAUUUUGUAUUUUACUUUAUGAGGUAUCUUCGGAACAACACGAGGACCUGUUCUGCAGGAUCGCGAGGACAGGCUUUGAUCUUUAUUGGACCGGUUACGGGCCGGCGCCUCCGGGCGGACCUCAUCCCUGCUCUGCACAUCUUCUUCAGGCCUGAUAGGCUCGGCCGGCCCGGAGGGUAGCGCACUGCCUCAGGGAUGUGGAGGGAGGCAGGGAGGCAGGGAGGCAGGGCGAAGCCGCACGGCCUGAAUGAUACAGCUACAUUAUACAAGCUACAGCUUGUGCCAAUGACGCUGACAUCUACUGCCUCCUGUGGGUCCGAGCCACUGCGCGAUUGUAACGCUCCCGUAAUAUGUAAUAAUAUGUAAGGUUUGCGUGGCUUUUAUUCAGGUCGUAAAUAGCUUAAUGACCUGACGUCGGUCAAAAGAAAAAGUUGUCCAAUUACGCACGAUCCUCGCAAAACCGGCAGGAAACUUUUAGACGGAAAUCUUCGUUCGUGCGCCGAAUAUUCACAGUUUUCUGAAAGUGUUCCGGACGAAAAUGCCCUCACCGUCGGAUUCCAGCAGUAUGGCGUCCAUGUCGGGGUCGCGAGGGUUUUCCGGCAGCCGUCGAGGAAUGUCUGGAAGGGCACGUGCACGCGUACUGCUGUACCUGGGUCUGUGUCAUCUCGCGCUCGGCGCCAUGGUGCUGGCUUUUAGCUUCACGAGCCUGGCAUUCACCUCUUCCCCUCGAGUCAGACAGUCCUGUCCGUUUUGGGCAGGAUUUUUCGUUGUAGCUUCAGGUGUGGUGGGAGUCAUUUCCUGGAGAAGACCGUUCACACUGGUGGUGUCGUUGUUCAUGCUGCUGUCGGCAGUGUGUGUGAUCCUCAGUCUGGCUGGGUCCAUGUUGUCCUGUCAGAAUGCACAGAUGGUCAAGUCCUAUCUCACCUGCCAGGUGGAGAAUGGUCUUUGUUUAUGUUGUGACCCAAAGCAGACUUGCUCUUUGUCAGAGGACGAGACCUUGGUGCUGUACAUGCAUGCAGACUGCCACUCAGUCCGGCACCAGCUCAAGGACUUGCUAUUCAGUGCCUGUGGGCUGAGUAUUCUAUCUACCAUCAUCUGUACUCUGUCAACUGUCACCUGCAGCAUCCAUAUUUUUUCCUUGGACCUGCUGCAUCUGUUGGCUCCUCACCGCACUCGCUCGGUUAACCCAGAAUGCACCACUCCUCAGGACGCCUUCCUCACUAACAUGGUGGACUUUGAAGAGUUUGUCCCGCCCAUCCCCCCACCUCCCUACUACCCCCCCGAAUACACCUGCAGCUCGGAGACGGACGCGCAGAGCAUCACGUAUAAUGGCUCAAUGGAGAGUCCCAUCCCGCUGUACCCCACAGAGUGCCCCCCUCCGUACGAGGCAGUCAUGGGACAGAGGGCUCUCAGCCAAGCCACAGUGUUCGACGCCCACACCGGCGAGAUUUCUGCAGAGCGAUGGACGUCCGCCGCCUUCAGCGGCGAAGCGUCAGUGGAUAGCAGCUCCCUGCUGAUGUCGGAGAUCGUGGACAUUCCAGAUGACACCUCGCCGUCGGAGGACUCGUGUCUGAUGGAGGCAGGGGUGAGGGUGAGGAGCAGGGCGCAUGCGCCCAGCGAGGAAGGCGCAGUGACAGAAGACCCUCGCUGCCCCACCCUAGAGCCCAACGUGGCGAUGCUCCCCCCUCUGACCUACGUCUGUUUCAGGGGGGAGCGAUCCAACUCCUGCUCCUCUCCCAGCACAUACAACAGCUCCACCUACAGGUCUCCGCUAAUGCCACGCCACACCGUGUUAUCCAGUAGCUGUUCUCAGCUGCAGAUGCUAGGCAGCUCCACCUCUCAGGGGUCGUCAGCCCCGGAGAUCCCGGGCUGUCGCUGCACCUCCGACACCACCAGGCCGCGCACUCCUGCCUCUCUGGCAGCUCCUGUCAUACACGUCGGGCCGUGCGUCCAUCAGAGGGCAGGGCGGGACAGAAGGGAAAGUGAUGGCCCCAUUUCACUAGUCAGGUCCCACAGCGAACCAGUCCUGAGUUCUUCCACCAACACAGGUGACUUCAGCGGCUCGGUAGGCAGUAAAGGUGUGUGUGUGGGGGGUUGUCAUACCUCAUCAGAUGCAGGUCGCUCGUUGGAGGCGUGUCUGCAGAGGCAGUGCUUGCCUUUGGCGCCCCUUGGUGCGCUGCCCCGGAAGGGCAGCCUGAAAGCUGGCACAGAGCGGCUGCCCUGCAAACAGGCCCAGUGCAGCUCUCUGCGCGUCCCCAAAGACUGCACGCGAUCCUUGGGAGACCUGAAGGUAACCAGAGUGCUGGUGCAGCGUCUCCUGCAGAGAUCCAAGCGGAACCUUGGCCCUGCCGCGGAGCACGCUGGGAACUGCAGCCAGGGACCCAAGAGGAAGGUCGGCGGAGAGGGGAGCCUGCCACUUGAACAGAUCUUGCGUGCCACCUGGGGAGCCAGCAGGGGGCAGCAGUACCAGCCACAUGUACACUGCCAUCGCCGGGGGCACCACCACUCACACAGUGAGAGUCGCCAUAGCAGCCGUCCCCGUGACUAUGACCCCGUGAGGUCAGAGGGCAUCCACUUGCGCAGCUGUGGCGACCUAAGCUUCACGUCUGCCGAGCUGCUGCGCAGGCUCCGCCCACCUCCACACGAGUCAGCUGGCGCUCUCUACUCAGAGUCGGCGCUCUGAGCACAGGGAGGCGGGGUGUCUUUCACGGAGGAAUGCGGUAGUGAGGUCAGGAAGGAGCAGAGGAGAGGUGACUCCGAUCUGAGGAUUGUGCUGGAAUAUGGGACGCUGGGAUCAGCCAGGCCGUGGGAAAAUGUCACUAACCCACCAUAACAUUCUAACACUUCACAGAAAGGAGAGAGACCUGAUGAGGAUUUUCCUUAAUGAGUCUUCCCAGUUAGUCCGCACAGGCCAAUGCGAGCUAAAGGACAUUCCCAGUGUAAGGUCUUAACUGGUUUAAUCCUGCUGAAUGAAGAACCCUCCAUUUGUAAAGGAAUGUUCUGGAGUGCACAUCCACCGCUCUCUCUACGUCUGGAACACACAACAGCACUCUCGCUCAGACCCACGAGUCCUCACCCUUCUACAGCUUCUCCCUACCUGUCUGUUCAUAGACACUCCACUCCCACAUCCACCCACUCACUGUGUCUUUGUGGAACUGGCACUGGAGCAUGCAUGCACACACACACACACACACAAAUCCUCCAUUACAAUCCUAGAGCUUCGUAUGCAUAUCUUGGCAUUAGUUCUAGUAAAUGCACUGGAUCCUUUCAGCAGGUUUUGAAGCCACCUGUAAGUGUGUGUAUUUCCUGUUGCAGGACUGUGAAUGUCAAAGGGCCGUUACACUGUAUGUAACAAAACUGCUCCUUCCCCUCACAUGCUUCUACACCAAGUAUCUUAUGUAAGAAUAUUACCGCUCAUCUGCGUUACGAGACCAGGUCAGCUAGCACUGUUUUUACCAGCCAUCUACAUAUGAUCAUAGACUAAUCAUAUUUGCACAUUUUCUUUAAAAGCCAUGCAACAGUGCUAUUUUUGGAAGAAAAAAAAGUAUUUCCAACCACACAC